UUUAAAACAAAAUGGAAGAUAGAGAAGACAUGGCUCCCUUAUUUGGGGAGCCAACUCAGAGAGUCUCUUUACAUAUCUCAUGACGAAAUCUGAAAGAUUUAGACAUAGUCACUGUCUCUGAUCCAGUUUGACAUUUUUAUUAUCAAGAUCCAAAUGAAGGUAAAGAGUGGAAAUUGUAUGGAAAAACAGAACAAAUCGAGAACAAUCUAAAUCCCCAGUUUGUCACUUACUUCGAAGUUGACUACUACUUUGAGAGAAUACAGAAGAUCAAAUUUGAAGUAUUUGAUGUGGACUCCACCCGACUCGAAAGAAUUGGUAAUUAUGAAACUACCUUAGGAAAAAUUAUGGGUUCUCCUAAAAAUUCACUGACAGGAAAUCUCACCAUGCCUGAUAAGACCAGAUCAAGGGGCUCAAUAACUAUUUGUGCUGAGAAGAUCUCUGCCAAUAAUGACAUCGUUCAUUUUGGGAUCGAUAUAAUCAAUCUGAAAUCGAACAAAGGUCUCUUGUGUGGUAGUGAUAAUCCUUUCAUUUACAUUGAAAGACAAAGAAGUGAAGAUCAUCAUGAGUUCAUCAAAGUAAUUCAGGUUGAACCGAUAAUCGGUAGUUUAAAUCCUACUUGGGAAAAUCUCAAGUAUGAGGUAAGAGAGAUUUGUAACGGAGAUCCUAAGUUAAAGCUGGUAUUUAAGGUGUACUCGUGGAAAAACAGCGGAUAUCAUAAGUAUUAUGGGCAUUUUGAAACCACUCUUGAAGAAAUUAAGGGAGGAAAAAGGGAGUUCAGUCUUUGUGAUAUCAAUAAUCAACCUGUUUACAACUCGGAAAAACAAGAAUCUACCUUGAAAUUUAAAAACUUCAAUUUGGAGGAAAGAGCUUCAUUUUAUGAUUUCCUACAUUCAGGAUGGAAGAUGAAUCUUAGUGUUUGUGUUGACUUCACAGCAUCAAAUGGAGAAGUGACAGAGCCUAGCUCGCUUCAUUACCUCAAUCCCACUGGAGAGGUUAAUGACUACCAAAAUGCAAUCAGACAAGUGGGAAAUAUCCUAGAGCUGUAUGAUUACAAUCGGCAAUAUCCUUGUUACGGAUUUGGAGGCAUCCCUCGGUACAGCGGAUCAAACCAAGUGUCUCAUUGCUUUCAUUUGAAUGGUCUUGAAGACCCCGAAGUAGAUGGGGUAAAUGGAAUUUUAGAAUCUUAUCAAUUUUCCCUUCUUAACUGUGGAUUGUACGGACCAACCAAUUUUGGAUUAUGCCUUAAGAAAACUCUCAAUUAUGUAAAAGAAAGAAUGGAUGAUAGAAUGUAUCAUAUCCUUUUGAUAUUGACAGAUGGAGAUAUCCACGACAUGCCCUUGACUAAAGAUUACAUUGUAGAAGCUAGCCACUAUCCAAUAAGCAUCAUCAUUGUAGGACUUGGAGAAAGUAGUUUCGACCUCAUGGUUGAACUCGAUGGAGAUGAUGUAGUUCUCAAAAAUUCAAGAGGCGAUCCUACUAAAAGAGACAUCGUCCAAUUCGUAAAGUUCAAUGACUUCAAACGUCAAAGUUCUCAAGCAUUGGCAGAGGAGGUGCUCGAAGAAGUCCCUGAACAGGUGGUGUCAUACUUGUAUCAAAACAAGGUGAAUUUAGAGGUUGAUUAAAUUAUAACUUAAGAAGAAUUUCAAAUGAA
Moneuplotes crassus is the source of this 1651-nucleotide messenger RNA. NCBI's taxonomy places the organism in Eukaryota, Ciliophora, Spirotrichea, Euplotida, Euplotidae. The record is from the annotation of a GenBank genome assembly.